Molecule: messenger RNA, 1799 nt
Organism: Durotheca rogersii
Lineage: Eukaryota; Fungi; Ascomycota; Sordariomycetes; Xylariales; Xylariaceae
Exons: 1
Coding region: 590-1552 (320 amino acids)
Source: RefSeq, a predicted model, not a curated record
UGUAAAGGCAGAAUGUAAUAGUGACAGACACCACACCCCCCCGAUACUUAAUUACUUCCUGGUCCCAGUCGCUUAAGAUAAAUCCCCCCUCCAGGCCCCCUCGUGGAGACCAUACCGGCUGCGUGUCACUGUAGCAUCGAUCAAAGGCGACGCCCGAAAAUGCUUGAUACAGAUAUUCUGGGGGGGAUAGAACGAGGCCGCGGCACAUGGGAGUCCAACCCUUCGAAAACUAAGGCUUUGCUAUUCUCUCCUCCAUCAUUACCUCUUUGGGUCCGCGCACCUAAUCCCCCAGAUUCCCGAGUCGUAUUUUAAUAUCCGCCAAUUGCUCGUGCAGCAGGCAGUGGCAGUGAGAAUUGCGCCGCUCUAUUUUUCCCGCUUAUUCUACCGGGACCGCCUCUGUUCAUGGCAGAUCUCGGUGGUGUUGGGGAACGGCACUUGCUCUCACGCGGCUAUUUAGAGAUCUAACGUUGACUAAAUAGCAGGUACCGUGCCGUGAAGGCGAUUGGGGGGAGACAGCUCGACUGUUGCCAAAGGAAGAAGCCCGUCUGCUAGAGAAACGAAGAUAGGAAACUAUCGAAAACCUUCUGCCAUGAUGUAUCACAACCUGCUGCGCGCGGCGGUCGUCGUCGGGACAGCGCUGCUGUCGACAGUCUCGGCCGAGUACGAGUGUAACCGGACGGCGCUGAUGGAAUUCGCGGACCAGUACGUCGUCGCGCACGAGAACGGGCAGCUGUACCACCUGGACCACAUCGCCGACAACUUCACGUACAUGGAGAAUAACGCGACGCGCGAGAUCACCAGCGGCAUCUUCUACCACGCGCUCAAGAUCGCCCACCGCCACACCAUCAUCGACACGGUCGACUGCUCCUCCUUCACCGAGCUCAUCAUCACCCACAACGUCUCCGGGCAGCCGGCGCCGUACGUGAUCGGCACCCAGAUCCGCCACUCGCCUGGCGACCUGACCUGCUACCUCAUCGACCUCCUCGUCAGCACGACCGGGUCCUGGCUCUUCAACGCGACGCGCACGCUCGAGUACGCGUCCAAGGAGAACUGGUUCCUCAUCGAGGAGGGCAAGCGCGACUCCCGCGUGACGCUCAAGAACGCGGCCGACGCGUACCUCGACAUGUGGAGCAACGCGACCGCCGAGGCCGCCGUGCCGUGGGGCACGCCCUGCAGCCGGCUCGAGGGCAGCGUGUCGACCGGCAGGGGCCUGCCCACGGACUCGUGCCGGGUCGGCGUCCCGACGAACCACCAGCAGCCGCCCAACUCCCACCGCCGCUACGUCAUCGACCCGACCUACGGCGCCGUCAGCGUCCUCUGCAUCUUCGAGCAUCUCGACAACGCUCCCGACAGCCACGAGUUCCGCCUCGAGAACGGCAAGCUGCGCUACAUCCACACCAUCACCCUCGCCAACAGCGGCUCCUUUGGCCAGCAGCCGACCGCGCUCGCGUCCCGGUCGGAAUCCGCCGAGCCCGCCGAACCCGCGCCCACGCCGCUCGCGAGGUACAGGGUGCGGGGAUCCGGCCCCCUACGCCUGUCCCCGGAAUCGUAAAGUCGUACCUGUUAGGCGGCGCUGCGUGAACUAUUCAGCCGCACGACGGCAUAUUACGGGCCACGAGAUCCCUAAUCGCGUAUGACCCUCGGAGAAUUGCUGAUCGGUUCAUAUACACAUCUCACAUCAGACGCCACACAUCCUACGUAGCACCGCGGUAUCAGGUUAGGCGGCACGGCGUUGUGUCGGGAUCAUCCAGAGUCUAGUCAACGCCAAGAUCAGCUUUAGACCCGUAGCUUAAGGCAAU